This is a messenger RNA of Dreissena polymorpha, 1170 nucleotides long. Its product is annotated as myeloid differentiation primary response protein MyD88-like. Gene Ontology annotation, molecular function: TIR domain binding. The record is from RefSeq and is a predicted model, not a curated record. Bases 52 to 1170 code for a protein of 372 amino acids. Lineage: Eukaryota; Metazoa; Mollusca; Bivalvia; Myida; Dreissenidae. Gene Ontology annotation, biological process: positive regulation of canonical NF-kappaB signal transduction; MyD88-dependent toll-like receptor signaling pathway. The transcript is spliced from 8 exons.
AAUACCGAGCACUUCCGUUGCGGGGCGCUGCGGGAAUCUGCGCGCCGGAAAAUGGCCAAGUAUCUUGACCUGGAGGGGAGUCUCACGGUGACCUUGGUCGAUGGACAGAUGCUGGAUGUCGUCACUGACUACAUGGGCAUAGCCGAGAUGGCGGGGUUCGAUACCCUAUACAUCAAUAAUUUGAAGCGUCAUCCCAGUCCAACGAUGAGUUUCCUCGAACAGUGGCAGGGACCGGCGGCUACCGUCGGCCGACUGUGGGACUUCCUGCUGCAGCUGGAGCGAUAUGACGUCAUAGAAGACUGCAGACGGAGAAUACUAUACGACUGUGAAAUAUUUUUACAAAGUCAGGAAAUCGCUGAAGCAGCCGUUGAAUAUGCAAACAACAGUUCGGUUGACAAAAUCAUGUCAAAAAUGGUUGAUGAGGAAACCGUUACAGUGUCGAUAGAGGACGUUAAAUACAGAAAGAAGACCUUGUAUCACGCCUUUGUGAGUUACACAGACGAAGACCCGCGGGAUCGAGACUUUGUUAAGACACUCAUCCGAGAGUUGGAGUUCAAACGAGGCCUCGGCCUCUUCGUCCCCGGUCGGAAUGACCUCCCUGGGCCCGCGAGACACACCGUGGCGGCGUACCUUAUUGAAAAAAGAUGUCGCCGGGUGAUAAUAGUUUUGUCAAACUCGUAUACAAAAAGUGAUGCUUGCAAUUUUCAAAUGAAGUUCACCCAUGCUUUGUCACCAGAUGCAAGAAAACGCAAACUUAUCCCGGUGGUGCGCGACAGCUGCGUGAGCAUUCCGAAUAUCCUCAAUUUCAUCUCUGUUUGUGACUUCUCAAAAGAGGACGACGUUGAUUGGACUUGGACCCGGCUCUUCAUGGCUCUUUAUUCACCGAUCGACGACACGGCGAAUGACCAGACAGAUUUCAAUGAGUUAGAAAACAGUCUGAAAGAUGUUCCGAUCCCUCUGUGGCGACCUUUAAGUGUGAGUGAAACGGAACGGUAUUGCCCAGAGAGGCCAGCAUGCUUGCCGGUCAUGAAACCGGAAGAGUUAGAAGUUCAAACAUGUCCGACCCAUGAUUCAAUGACUGUGCCAGAUCAGCAACGUCCUGCAAUAAACCACAAAGAUCAUACAUCAAAUGAAUUGUAUCGACCAGCAACAGAAAUAGUAGGUUGUUGA